AAUAUUGUUCCUGCUCACUGGAGCAGAGCAUAGGAACUGCUCAACAGUGGAGGAUUGUGGCGGAUACAAAGGAGCAGUUUGUACUGAUGGCCUGUGUCAGUGUGAUCAACAUUUCUUUGAGUUCAUGGCUAACAAUUGUACUGUAGUACCGACAGUUACAAUAACAGAAGAGACUCACAUUAUUUAUGGAUACACGACCAUAUUGAAUUCUACAGUUGCUUCACUACUACCGAUUACAACCUUUAUAUGGCAAAAAUUAGACAGUGAUGUGCCGACAAAUAUAUCGUUCAACGACGACAAAUACGCACAGGACCUCACAAUUAAUAAUGGAAGUUAUGGUCUCUUCCUUCUUAUAAACAAUACAGAAUUUCCUGACGAGGGCGAAUAUCGGGUUGUGCUGGAAUUACCAGGAAUUAUCCUGAAAAGUCAAAUAAUUUUUCUCAAUGUUACUGGAGAACGACCAGCGGUUGCCCUAUCAGAGCCUUUUGAAUCUUCAUCCACAAUUACAAUUCCAUGUCUUAUUACAAUCUCAUCAGAUUCUCCUUCCUUAUCAGCAAUCACAUGGUUAAAAAAUGGAAAAUCUAUAAAUAUCACGGGGAACUUCCGGAAAUACAGUGGAGGGUCCUUGACGAAUCCCAACAUCACAGUUCAUAACGUGGAUUCCAAAGAUCUGGGAAACUACUCUUGUGAAGCAUGGAAUGCCAUAGGAAAUUCAACGAGUGACGUCAUUACAUUACGACCACCAAACAUUUUCAUUAUGGGAAAUAGUACAGCCCCAUUAAGCGGGAAAGCAAUGUUUCUAGGAAACAUUUCUUCUGUUUUAUCUGUAACUGAUAUUAAAUGGCAAUCACAAAUCGAGAGUAAAGGCGUCCUGACCAUCGACGUAUUAUCUGCUAAAUACAAUGGGAGUUCUACAUCAUUGGAAAGACCAAUCCUCAUUAUCAACAAUAUAGAUAUGAAUGACAACGCUACGUAUGUUUUGAUAGCAACUAAUAAACUAGGAACUACAAUAAGCAAUGCUUUGCAUCUACAGAUCAUAAUGGUUCCUGUGGUCAGUUUAAUUGGACCUUCACAUGUGUUGGAGGGUACAACCGCCAUCUUAAGGGCAACCAUUAAGUCAACAGAAACAACUAAUGACACCUGGUUAAAGCAACAUAACGGGACAUCCUCCAUUAUUUUCAUAGAUAAUUACAAAUAUGCCAGAAGGUUUGUAAUUACGGGUGAUAAAGAGAAGGAAAAUCUACUAGAAAUUAGAAAUGUUGGACCUCAAGAUAUGGUGUUUUAUCAGCUACAUGUAUCUAAUUCUGCUGGGGAAAGUUUCAGCAACAAAAUACACUUAGAUACCAUUAAAGCUCCACCGUUGAUGACUGACUUUGCCCUUGUGAUGCACAAAAUUGUCAUGGAAACAACUAUUGAAGUAGCUUUAAAUGCAACAUUUUUCACAAAUGACAUAAAUGGUCAUAUCGUUUAUUUUGGAAUAGCAGUCUGUUCAAAAUGUUCUGAUCUAGAUAAACAACCUCGUACACUCAGUUAUAUGUGGGAAAGUCUUCCAGACUGGUUUGAGGCAAGGCAGAAUCAAUUUACUCUGUAUCGGGCAACGGAUGAUAAUUUUAUGACAGCAAUAAAACUACAUGCUCAAGCAUCGAAGGCAGACAGCACAGUUCCUGUUGUAGUAGGAUCGACUUUAGGGGUCAUUGUAAUCGUGAUACUGGUAGUUGGUGUUGUUGUCUUCGUACACAGAAAGUACAGCACAAGCGGAUACACACAUUUCAGGAGAGAUUAUAAUAUUAAACCAAUUCGGGUUGAGUUUUUAUUAAAUCAUGUACAAGAGUUAACUAGAGAAAACGGCGCAAGACUAAGCAAUGAAUUUUCAGAAUUGACCUCACUCGUCUCAACAAGUCCUGCAACCGUUGGAAAUCUGAUGGAAAACUACGAGAAAAAUAGAUCUUCAACAAUUCCUUAUGAUUCAAAUAGGGUCAAGCUGCAUCACCCCUUGGAGGUACCAGAGAUGAACUAUAUCAAUGCUAGUCAUGUCUUUAAUAAUGAGUACAUUAUUACCCAGUAUCCGCAACGCAGAACUAUGAUUGACUUUUGGAAGAUGAUAUGGGAGCAGAACAUUUCUACAAUAGUAAUGAUUACUCCGUUGAAUGAAAUGAAAAAGUGCUUCCAAUACUAUACUGGAGAACAAAGACCGUCAUGUACAUAUGGCGAUGUGGUUAUUACACCCAUGGCUACAUUUAUGUAUGGCAAGAACUUGAAAAUCAGAAACUUAGAUGUUUACAAGAAAAUGAACAGGAGAGUAAGAAGAAUUAUCACCCAUUUCCAUGUAUAUGCUUUAAAUGAAAGCACAAUGGCCAGAGACAUUGUUGAUUGUAUCAAAAUUAUACGUUCGAAUAUUCAGCCUGGGUUAAAACCACUUGUUGUACACAGUGGAUCUGGUCCGGAAUGGAGCGGGGUUUUUGGCCUGAUGGAUUAUAUAAUUCAAAAGAUUAGAAAUGGAUCUAAUACAAUCGAUAUAUCUGCAACAACUCUUCAACUUCUUGAUGAAAGAAUGGCGGUGCUUUCAAGCGUGUGUUUAUCUUUUUUCAUAUAUAACCUAUAUUAG
Saccostrea cuccullata (small rock oyster) is the source of this 2605-nucleotide messenger RNA. RefSeq lists its product as uncharacterized. The record is from RefSeq and is a predicted model, not a curated record. Gene Ontology annotation, biological process: protein dephosphorylation. The transcript is spliced from 16 exons. Gene Ontology annotation, molecular function: protein tyrosine phosphatase activity. Lineage: Eukaryota; Metazoa; Mollusca; Bivalvia; Ostreida; Ostreidae. Bases 125 to 2605 code for a protein of 826 amino acids.